CUUGAACCCGUUCCUGAAAGCAACGUGUUUUGCAUGGCCACAGGCUCCGGGCGGCAAACACGAGUGACCCUUGAGCCUCUGACCUCGGCUCGCACAGGCGAGGAGGGAGGCAUGCCAGGGCCAGCCACGACGAGGCAUCCACCGCCUUAGAUACCUUCGCACCAACACCGAACCCCCAUCUUGACCCGUCGCCAAUGCCCCGUCGUCGUCAAUGGCAUCCACAACGACUACCACCGGAUUAGCGACCACCACCGCCACGUCGACCGACUGGACGCUCGCUAACAAUCGCGCGCAAGAGCGAAUAAUCCAGCUUCAGCAACAACGCGCACAGGAAGCUACGUCGUCAAACGCUACCGGCAUCUCUCGGCUUCGCAGCUUGUUCUCGUCCACCGUCGAGUCGCGUCCGGCGUUUAGAGUCGGCCAGCUCGAUACAGAACUGCUGGAUGAAGAACUGCUGGAUCUGCUGAAGGGACAGCUGUGGGGCGGACUGAAAUACUUUAGGCCGUCGAUCAAGGAGACCUACGAGCCAGAACUGCUGCUCCUUUUGAGAGCGGCGCUGUUUAAACUUACAAUAUGGGACCAUAAUGCUUCGUACGGCGCUGCUUUGCAAAAUUUGAGAUAUACCGAUGCGCGGAGGUCAGGGUUUAUUGACCAUCCGCCGUCGAAGGGGCAAAAGUCACUGUAUGGACUCAUCACCGUCGGCGGAAGAUAUCUCCACCAUAGAUUAAAUCUCUUUUUACUGCAGCGAUCGGGUUCCUCCGAAGCGUCAUCGUUCACCAGCAAGCUAUCCCGCUUCAUCGACACAGUCGGAUCCGCACAUUCAGCACUGACACUGGUCUCCUUUACCGCCUUCCUCGUAACCGGCCAUUACCGUACACUCCUCGAUCGGGUCCUACGCAUGCGCCUCGUCACACCCACGCGCGCCGUCGCACGUGAAGUCUCCUUCGAAUACCUCAACCGACAACUAGUGUGGCACGCCUUCACCGAAUUCCUCCUAUUCAUCCUGCCACUGCUCCGAAUCGGCCGUUGGCGGCGCUGGUGGGCGCGGUUCCUGCGCCGCAUCCGCUCGGAAGGCGGCGCCACCGGCGAAACCACCGGCGAGCUCGCCUUCCUGCCCGAGCGCACGUGCGCAAUAUGCUACAAGGAGACGGACGCGGAGACGGCGGGCGCGGCGGCCGGCGCGCGCGCAACCGACAUCACCAACCCCUAUGAGGCCGUCGAGUGCGGCCACGUGUACUGCUACGUCUGUCUCGCGGGCAAGAUCGAGCUCGAGGAGGGCGAGGGCUGGACAUGUCUGCGCUGCGGCGGGCUCGUGAAGCGGUGUCGUCCGUGGCGCGGCGGGCUCGAGGGCCUGACUGGCGUCGGCGACUGGGGCGAGGAGGUCUACACUAAAUCCCACGCCGACGACGACGACCAUCAUCACCUCGAGCACGACUCCUCGUCUGACUCCGCUGCCGGCGACCACGAUGAGGACGAUGACCUCCUCGAUGACGACGACUCGGAGAUGGAUCCGACCGACCUCGAGAAUUACGGCGGCAGCAGAGGCAGAGUCAGUGUCGAGGUCGACUCGCCGUCCAGUGAUGCCGGAAGCGAGGAGACCGUGCAGCCCAGGCAGAAUGGGCUGCUUGCGCCGGGUGAGAACCCGUGGCCGGUUGAGUACGCCGACUACGAUGACUCGCAGUACAAUACCGCCGAGGAUUACGAUUGAGCCUCAGCCUGAGGGUAGGAAUGAGGGGGGUGGGUGGCGUUGAGGUUGGAGUUUGAGUUUGGGGUCGUGGAUGUAUUACUGAGCUGUAGCCUGUGCCCAACGCAUUAAUUUCUUUGUACUUUGUCAACUUGUCUGUCUACCUGCCUAUUCGUCUGUCUGUCUUUUUAUCUGCUACCUACUUGAUCUACUUCUACUUCUACUUCUACCCCAUACUUGUUACACAUAGCCUCCGUUUCCUUGCUGUUGAGAGGGUGAGAAUGAGGACUGUGUGCACUGUGUAUGCUUCACCUUGCUAGGUGGUACUCGCUAUUGUCUUGUCAGGUCCUGAAUUGAAACUAGAUGUGUUGUGCUGCCAACGGAAGUAUAACCCUGCGAUCCGCCAGCCCGUCGCCGCCGUGAGACCGCAGACACAUAGUAAACCCGCGCGCCCAAACUCCAGCUCCGUUCUGGGUAUUCUAG
This is a messenger RNA of Tricharina praecox, 2167 nucleotides long. Its product is annotated as Pex12 amino terminal region-domain-containing protein. The transcript has 3 exons. Lineage: Eukaryota; Fungi; Ascomycota; Pezizomycetes; Pezizales; Pyronemataceae. Gene Ontology annotation, biological process: protein import into peroxisome matrix. Gene Ontology annotation, molecular function: zinc ion binding. The record is from RefSeq and is a predicted model, not a curated record. Gene Ontology annotation, cellular component: peroxisomal membrane. Bases 212 to 1708 code for a protein of 498 amino acids.